Hydra vulgaris (swiftwater hydra) is the source of this 636-nucleotide messenger RNA. The record is from RefSeq and is a predicted model, not a curated record. Lineage: Eukaryota; Metazoa; Cnidaria; Hydrozoa; Anthoathecata; Hydridae.
UUGUCCAAUUAGGUACGAAAUUAAUUCCUUAAAAAAAUGUCCGGUUUUAUCAUUUUAUGUUUAUUUUUACUUUCUUUUUCUCCAGCAAUGAAUACCAGUGCCGACGACUCUAAUAUUAACGAAGAGAGCAGUGACAAAAAUGAUGUUACUGAAAAAGAUUUAUUAUCAAAUGUUCAAAGUUUCCUUGCUAAAGAUUUUAACCUGAGAUCAAAUAGUAUGUACACUUACGAGUUGCUGGAAAUGAAACAAACUGAUAAAAAAAUGAUAAAUGACGGAAUGAGUAUUCAUUUUAUGCUUACAUUUGCACAAACUGGUUGUCGUAAAAAUGGGGCUUUAAAGGAGCAAGUAAAGUGCCCCACUGGGGUUUUGAUGGACAAAAAUAAACCAACUAAAACUGAGAUAAUUAAAGUGAUUGUUAAUAUUCCGGAAAUAUUUUGGCAUAAUUUUGAAGAGCGUCACUUAAAAGUUAUUUACACUUAAUUUUAAAUGCAAAAAUUUUAAUAUAUAAAAUUAAGACAUAUAUAUAUAUAUAUAUAUAUAUAUAUAUAUAUAUAUAUAUAUAUAUAUAUAUAUAUAUAUAUAUAUAUAUAUAUAUAUAUAUAUAUAUAUAUAUAUAUAUAUAUAUAUAUAUAUAUA